AUGGCCCUUCAUCACUAUCACGAAGAGACUGAUGGGGCUGGUUAUGCCCCAAGCAUUCGCUACAUGUGCCAGAGCGAGUCUGACUAUGCCGAAUACCAAGACCUUACAGACCGAAUUGACCCUCUCCUCCGAUACCAUACACCUUGUUCUGGUAGUCUUGAUGGUACCAGCGGCAUGCAGAGAUAUCUCCAAGAGCCACCGAUUAGUUUCUUUGCUACGCCGCACCAACCCGCCGUGCAGAACGCUUACUACAAUGGCGUUUAUCCCUAUACGAGCUCUUCUCUUCACCAGAACUCGCAUCUCCGACAUGGUUCACCAGUAUCCUACCAACAUUCGUCAGCAGCCAGCGGUCCCCAAAGUCCCCCGUUGACGGAUAAUGAUGGAUAUGUCGACAGCACUCGAGGCCCAUCUACCCCAUCCGAUACCGCUAUUUUGUCCCCUCAUAUCUCGUCCCUCGGCUCGCCGUCACCCAGCGUUUCACCGUAUGGGGUCUCGGGUGUAUCGCAAGGAUAUGUAAAUCCGGCAGUGAUCCAGUCAACUCAGCCCCUACACAGCGGCCAUGUGGAAGAGGAAGUGCCUGAAUUCACUCUCGGCUUGGAGAUGGAAUACUUUGGUGCCACUGCAUCUACUUCAAUCUGUCCUGCUAGCUGUUCGAGCAAUUCAUUUUCUGCAGCUUCACCGGACUUCCCUGUGGAGUUUGAAGGCCAUGUCGGCGUUUCCUACCCUGAGAUGGAAGCCAUGGAUGCAAGUAUCAAAGUUGAAGAUGAAACCAGUGCCGACGCUUCGUCUACUAUGGCUGACGACGACGACGAAUACAAGCCCAACCGAAGGGCCAGAGCAUCCCGAACCUCCAGAGUUAAAACUCGCCGUGGCCGCACAACACGGUUUAGCCCUGACAGAUUUGCCGGCACAAGUGUCACCAAGCCUCAGCGCUCUCCUCGUGCUUCAGCAAAUCGAAACCUACUCUCAGCCUCGUCUGGUAGAAGUGUAAGGUGCAUACACUGCAGCAUGACCUUUUCCGAUGCGGUAGUACUCCAGAAGCACAUCACCGCCAUGCACAAUCGUCCUUUUAUUUGUGUCUUCCACUUUGCGGGAUGUUCUCAGGUAUUUGCAAACAAGAACGAAUGGAAACGACAUGUCUCGGCGCAACACCUCAAUCUCAAUUACUGGCUCUGCACUUCUGGCAGCUGUGGGAAUUCACCAAGCAUCUCCAAGGGAGCCUCUAACAACCCUACACACUGCAGAGUCUUCAGAAGAAAGGAUCUCUACACUCAGCAUAUUCGCCGCAUGCACGCACCCGCAGAAGUUGCCCAAGCAGAUAAGAAGGACAAGGCCUUUCCUCUCGAUUGGAUACUCAAAGAGAAGGAGUUGCAGGAUAAAGCAAUGAAACAACGGUGUACGUUGCCGACAUUUAUGCGCUGUCCAGCCGAAGGUUGUAUGACGGUCUUCGAUAACGGUCCCAGGACUUGGGAUAACCGUAUGGAGCACGUUGCGAUUCACCUUGAGCGUGCCGCCAACAAUGAAGAACCGCCGGUCGUAUUUGGCGGUGACAACGACGAAGCCCUUACACAAUGGGCGUCACAGCCUGACGUCCGAGUCAUCAAAGUCACUGACGCAGGUUGGGAGACAUGCCAACCGCUCAAAGCAGCUAGAAUCGAGAUUUCAAAUCUUUUGGGCCCCAGUGAAGGCCUUGAUGAGGAUGCAGAAGGCGAGGAAUGCUGA
Fusarium pseudograminearum CS3096 is the source of this 1722-nucleotide messenger RNA. RefSeq lists its product as uncharacterized. Lineage: Eukaryota; Fungi; Ascomycota; Sordariomycetes; Hypocreales; Nectriaceae. The record is from RefSeq and is a predicted model, not a curated record. The transcript has a single exon. The coding region runs from base 1 to 1722 and encodes 573 amino acids. Gene Ontology annotation, molecular function: DNA-binding transcription factor activity.